CUAAUCCAACCCCUCUCACAUGAAAAAUUAAGAAACUAAGGCCCUGAUAAGUUCAGUGUUCUGCAGACGCUGUCCGGCGAGUCCCAGUCGUGAAGCUUUUUCAGCAUACAGGGGUCCAAGAUGCAGGCAGGAAAGCCGAUCCUCUAUUCUUAUUUCCGAAGCUCUUGUUCCUGGAGAGUUCGAAUAGCUCUAGCUCUCAAGGGAAUUGACUAUGACAUCUCUCCCGUUAGUCUCAUAAAGGAUGGGGGGCAGCAGUUUACUAAGGAAUUCCAGACGCUGAACCCCAUGAGCCAAGUGCCAACCCUGAAGAUUGAUGGCAUUACCCUUAGCCAGUCACUGGCCAUCAUUGAGUAUCUAGAAGAGACACGACCAACACCCACCAGGCUCCUGCCACAAGACCCAAAGAAAAGAGCCAGUGUCCGCAUGAUCUCAGAUCUCAUUGCUAGUGGAAUUCAGCCCCUGCAGAACCUAUCUAUCCUAAAGAAAGUGGGCCAAGAGACCCAGCUGACAUGGGCACAAGAAGUCAUCAACUCUGGCUUUGGAGCCCUAGAACGUGUCUUGCAGAGCACAGCAGGGAAAUAUUGUGUGGGAAAUGAGAUUUCCAUGGCUGACAUAUGCCUGGUGCCUCAGGUGACUAAUGCUGAGAGGUUUAAGGUGGACCUCUCCCUAUACCCCACUAUCAGCCGCAUCAACAAGACCUUGCUCACCAUAGAGGCUUUCCAGGUGAGCCACCCUUCCCGGCAGCCUGACACCCCUCCAGAACUUCGGGCCUAAAUCCUGACAUUUCCACCUCAGGGACAGCCAAAGAGUGUGAACUGCAGUUUUAAGAGCCACAAAGAUAAAUCAUGCUCCAUGAAAUGAACCUUGGCAUAGAAAUCAAGACACCUAGGCUUUACCAACCACAGAAUUCCUCUGAACCUUAGUUUCCUUUUCCAUCAAAUCCAAAGGUCAAUAGUACCUGUUCUACCUACUUCACAGGGUUAAGGUGAUUGGGUUCAAUGCAAUUAUUUAGGCAAAAUUCUUGGAAGAACAUGAAGUGCUGAAUAAAGAAAUGAUGGGGGGGGCAGCUAGGUGGCGCAGUGGAUAGAACACCGGCCCUGGAGUCAGGAGGACCUGAGUUCAAAUCCAGCCUCAGACACUUGACACUUACUAGCUGUGGGACCCUGGGCAAGUCAUGUAACCCCAAUUGCCUCAAACCAAAAAAAAAAAAAGAAAAAAAUGAUGGGAAGUACUACCUCCUCUUUUGGGGGGCUGCUUCCAUGAAUAUUUAUUAAUUAAUUAAUCUUAAUGUUCAUCUAUACCCUCAACUCUGGAUCCAAGAAGAGUAAGCUUAUCCUGUUAAGCCAGAGCAGUGGUAGAGGAGAUUAGGCAAUUUCAUUCUUCCCAAGUAGUGAACCAGCUCCUAGUUCAUUAAAGGCCAUGCCUUUAAUGACAGCAAAAAGAAGAAAACACAUACCUCUGGAAUUUUCACAGCCACUGAGCAGUAGCUCCUCCAUGUUUCAGGGGGGCUUGAGGGGGAAGGGGAAGAUAGGAUUGGAAAGGAGAGAGCAAGGAAGGAAACUGGCUUCUUUGCAACAAAGAGUUUCUGUUGUGCAAAUUCUCCAACCAGGCAGAGAAGUAACUCACCUGUAACUUAGUCUUAGAGAGCAGCCUGGGAGCAGUGAGGCUAAAUGCACAUUGGUACACACCCUAUAUAUGUCCAGAAGGACUUGGAUUUAGGUCUUCCUGCCUCCAAGGCCAGCCCUCAAGCCACUUUGCCAAGCUUACAUUUCCAUAGUCAGACAAAUAAGCCACAGUUAUGGUCCUGAGAUAAAUCUGGUGGAACCUUUAAAUUAACUCUAACUAUACAUGGUAAAGAAGAAAAGAUGGAAAUACUAAGUCCAUGAACCUUUUAGCCAAUAGCUUCAUUGUCCCUACCACUCAUCUUUUGACCAACACCACAAGCAAGGAAUCAAAUUGACUACCCAAAAAGUAUUCAUCUUUCCCUUUCCUCAGCUCCUCUGAGAAAAUCAAAUUGAUAUUGUCUCCAUUUUUAUAAUUGAUUCUAUUCUGUAUCACCACCCAACAUUUUGCCUAAGUCCCUAAGUCACAUUUCUUUGGGUUAAGUUCAGAAGUUGUUCUUUCUGAGUUGUUUAAAAGUUCAGUUUUCCUAUAAAUUGCUUUAAUUAAAAGAUCUGUAUGCUACUAGCUGUCUGACCAAUUAGAGGAAAUCUAUAUACUAUUAUAUACUAUAUAAUCUAUAUACUAUAAUCUAUAUAAUAUCUAUACUAUAUACUAUCUAUAUACUAUAUAAUCAAUAUACUAUAAUCUAUAUAGCUAUACAGGUAGACACCACUAAUGAGUUUUCCAAAGUGGAAAGAAGAGCUGUUACUAGCCCUACAUACCUGAUAUCCAGCCAAUCAUAUUGUCCCCCGCUAUAGUGAUGCUUCUGACUUUGUAACCAAUCAUAUUGUUUUCUCCAUCUAUGAUGUUGUCAUAAUUUUUUUGGAUGCUCCCCCUUUUGUCUGUAAACAUUAUCUGUUCUCAUUCGAGGUCUUUUUGGCUUGCUGAGGAGCUAAAGACCCCUUUUAUUGGUAACUGCUAGCCUUACUAAUAAAUCGAAUGUACUCAAA
Molecule: messenger RNA, 2612 nt
Organism: Dromiciops gliroides (monito del monte)
Lineage: Eukaryota; Metazoa; Chordata; Mammalia; Microbiotheria; Microbiotheriidae
Gene: GSTZ1
Product: glutathione S-transferase zeta 1
Exons: 9
Coding region: 121-774 (217 amino acids)
Biological process (GO): L-phenylalanine catabolic process; glutathione metabolic process
Cellular component (GO): cytoplasm; mitochondrion
Molecular function (GO): glutathione transferase activity; maleylacetoacetate isomerase activity
Source: RefSeq, a predicted model, not a curated record